AUGGGUACAGGAAAGAAAGAGGCCUCUCGCAGAGAGCGCCAGGGCAAGACUGGAGAUGGGAUGGCCAAUGUUAGGACAAAAGGCGAAAACUUCUAUCGCGAUGCGAAGAAAGUCCGUCAUUUGAACAUGCUCAAGGAUGGCAAGGCCAAGCACGAUGCCCAGGGAAAUAUUGUCAAGGCUGCUUCCUACCAGUCCACAGAAUUGCCCAAUGCCCGGAUAGAGCCAAAUCGCAAGUGGUUCGGUAAUACCAGAGUCAUUUCUCAAGAAGCAUUGACUUCUUUCCGAGAAGCCGUUGCCGAACGUGCCGCAGAUCCGUACCAGGUUCUUUUGAAGACAAACAAGCUGCCUAUGAGUUUGAUCAGAGACGGUCAGGAACUCAACGGUCUUAAGCAACAUCGUGCAAAGAUGACUAUUGAGACCUCACCUUUUGGCGAUACCUUCGGGCCCAAAGCACAGCGGAAACGUGUCAAGCUUGAUGUCGGCUCGCUGGAAGAUCUCGCCGGAGAGUCUGAAAAAAUGCACGACUCGUACUUGGACAAAUUGGAUCAAGCCAAGUUGCUAAGUGGACGAUCGGGUGAAGACGACGCCGAAGAUAUUGGUGUCAUGGGUGUCGCUCGUGAACAUGUCUUCUCCAAGGGUCAAAGCAAACGUAUCUGGAACGAACUUUACAAAGUCAUUGACUCUUCAGACGUCGUUAUCCAUGUACUCGAUGCUCGUGACCCUAAUGGAACGAGGUGCAGAAGUAUUGAAAAAUACAUUCGUGACGAGGCACCACACAAACAUCUCAUCUUUGUUUUGAACAAGUGUGACUUGGUUCCAACAAAGGUUGCUGCCGCCUGGGUGCGCCAUCUGUCCAAAGACUACCCUACGCUCGCGUUCCAUGCAUCUAUCAAUAACUCUUUCGGCAAAGGAUCUCUUAUCCAGCUGCUGCGUCAAUUUUCAGCUCUCCACUCUGAUCGCAAGCAGAUUUCUGUUGGCUUUAUCGGAUAUCCCAACACUGGGAAGUCUUCUAUUAUCAACACUCUUCGAAACAAGAAGGUCUGCACUGUUGCACCCAUUCCCGGGGAGACCAAAGUCUGGCAAUAUAUCACAUUGAUGAAGAGGAUUUAUCUCAUCGAUUGUCCUGGUGUUGUGCCUCCGAAUCAGAAUGAUAGCGAGGAGGACAUUCUGCUCCGAGGAGUUGUUCGGGUUGAGAAUGUUCACAAUCCCGAACAAUAUAUUCCUGCCGUUCUGAAGAAAGUGCAACCGCGCCAUAUCGAGCGGACCUACGCAAUCAAGGACUUUGACGGUGACGCCGUAGAGUUUCUCAGUAUCCUUGCUCGGAAGGGUGGUAGAUUGUUACGAGGCGGUGAGCCUGAUUUGGAUGGUGUUGCUAAGAUGGUGAUCAAUGAUUUCCUCCGAGGAAAGAUUCCUUGGUUCACACCGCCCCCGUACAAUGAAGGAAAUGACGAUGUAAAGAUCGAAGGCCGCGAGGGUCGCCUUGGAGAAAUGUCUCUAAAACGUAAGAGAGACACUCCUGCGGCGAAUUCUGAGGAGAAGGAUGACGAGAAGUCUGCAGAUGAGGACGAAGACUUGAAUGAUUUCGAAGGUUUUGACGACGAUGACGAUGAAUCCGACGGGGGGAUCGUCGUCUCGGAUGAUGAGGACUCCGAGGAAAUUGAAGCAGAGGACGAGGAUGAUGCUACUGCAAAAGAUUGA
This is a messenger RNA of Talaromyces amestolkiae, 1698 nucleotides long. RefSeq lists its product as uncharacterized. The record is from RefSeq and is a predicted model, not a curated record. Gene Ontology annotation, molecular function: GTP binding. The coding region runs from base 1 to 1698 and encodes 565 amino acids. NCBI's taxonomy places the organism in Eukaryota, Fungi, Ascomycota, Eurotiomycetes, Eurotiales, Trichocomaceae. The transcript has 3 exons. Gene Ontology annotation, cellular component: nucleolus.